This is a messenger RNA of Serendipita indica DSM 11827, 4467 nucleotides long. Lineage: Eukaryota; Fungi; Basidiomycota; Agaricomycetes; Sebacinales; Serendipitaceae. The record is from the annotation of a GenBank genome assembly.
AUGAAACAUCUGAUUAAGAAGAUUAGGAGAAAUGCCAAGUCUGUGGGUUCUUCUCGAACUCGAGAACCCUCUCCGACGACGACAGAGCCUGCUUUGGAAACCCAGGCUGGUGGUAUGAGCGAUCAAGAGCCACCAACUAGUACAGUUCCCCCUGAAAGUGAUCAGGAAGCACCUAUUCGAGGAAUUGAAGAGCUUCCUAACUCUCCAAUGACCUAUGAACAGGUUUCCGAGUGGCUAGAGCAGGGAUCAUCCGUCGUUCGAGACCCGUCCGAGACAACGCCCACUCUUCCGUCGCUCAACGACACGUUUUCUGUCGUCAUAAGAGGGAUUAAACUUGCUAGAGCUGUUUACAGCAACGAUGAGGAAUGGGGACAGCUGUUAAAUGAUGCACAUGUGCACGCGCAUGAUAUUCAAUCCAGGAUCGACAAACUGGCGAGUCAACAGGGGCCGACGCAAGAUGGGAUCCUUGACAAGGCGAUGGAGAGCUAUAUCGGAGUUAUUCGAGAGAUCGUAGCGGUGGCAAAAGAUGCCAUGACCCAGGCCGGAGGCCGUCAGAGCUCUGCACGGUACUUCGCCAAGAUUACCGUCAGCCCGCUCCAGAUUCACCUCCUCCGCUCCAAAGAAGAGGCUGCGUUUCGCAUGUAUAUGGGAGCCCUGUCUCGACCGAUGGUCACGAAAAUAGACGAAUUGGCUGAUAUAGCCGGAAGAAUGCGUCAAGAUAUUGUCCAAAUCGACCCAAUUACUAUCGCAUUAGGCAAGGGGGAAGAGCAUGAAGCCCUUGGAUAUGCAUUGCAAUACGCAUACGGAACAGACCUUGAAAGAUGCGAGCCGGGAACGCGCAUAGAGGUGCUCUCAAGAAUUCGCCAGUGGGGCAAAGACAUCAAAAGCGAGCCAAUGUUCUGGCUCAGAGAUGCUGCUGGUACCGGCAAGUCGACUAUAGCCGUAACAAUAGCAGCCGAGUGGGAGCGAGAAGGACGGCUCGCUGGGCGCUUCUUCUUUAGUCCCAACAUCGCGCUCAAUAAGAGGAUCAAGUAUUUCUGUCGUACAGUGGCUGCGGAUAUUGCGUGUCACUUUCCAGACUUAAAAGAACAGAUCGAAACCAAACUCAAGGAGUCUCCCUCAAUGGAAAGCCGAAUGGACUUUGCUCUCCAAUUUAGGCAAACUAUUAUCGAACCACUGGCACGGAGAAAAACAAAGGAGACGGCCAUUCUUGUGAUAGACGCCUUGGACAACUGCGACCUAGACGAUCGAGCAUACUUUCUCAAGACGAUUCUCUUCCAGCUCCCAAUGGUCCCUCGACUCAGAAUCCUCAUCACAAGUCGCGAAAUACAGGACAUAGUGGACGUCAUGAACAGCUCGUCCCUUGUUUGUGGUCAAGGUAUUCAGCUUUUGAAUGUCAACAAUCCACCGCAGGACGAUAUCGCCAUGUACGUUCACUCGAAGCUCCACAACUAUUCUCUUGAGGAUCGUCAGUUAGUUAUCGAUCAUGCGAAGGGCCUUUUCAUCUGGGCGGCGACAUUCUGUCGUACCCUCUUGCAAACUCGUUUGGGAGCCCGACUAUUAGCCAACCUCAGUCAUGAAGCCGUCACUGGCUCAAUAGAUCAGCUCUAUCUCAACGUUCUCAAACAAGCCUUGAUCGAUGACGGUGCCGGGAAGGCAAGUUUAAGGCAAGUUAUUCAAGUCAUUAUCUCCGCAUUUCAGCCAGUCUCGACCAAUACCAUUAUCUCGCUUCUUCCUGCCGUUCAUCAGAUUGAUGAGCUGGUACAAAAUCUCGCUAGUGUGAUCAAGGACGGGGACCCUGAUCGACCCCUCAAAGUUCUUCACCCAACCUUCCGCGAGUUCAUCGCCUCCAACGAGAACAGAGCGAACGGAUUCCUCAUUCAUAUUGAUCCAUCCCACUCACUCGUGGGACAAGCUUGCCUAGACGUGUUGGAAGACUCGUUAAGGUUUGACAUGCUCGACUUGAGCCGCGAGGUAAAACACCUCAUUCCUCGUAACAGUGAUAUCAAGGAACUCGAAGAGAGGAUUCAGAAGUGUACUUCCCCUGUCGUACGCUAUGCAAGCUCCUAUUGGGCUCACCAUGUGGUCGCCUCGGAGGACUCAUGGCAGGAUUGGGCAAAGAUAGCGCGCUUUUUCCAGAGUCACUUGUAUCACUGGAUUGAGUUCAUGAGCUGGAGGGGUAUGCUUGGAUAUUGUCUACAAGCACUGUCUCGUUUGAGUUACAGGGUGCGACAAGAAGCGAGUAUUACUGGUUCGAAGGUCGUUAUCGAUAAGCUCUUUGUGCAGCACGCAUACCUGCUCGUCCUGAGGAACCAUUCACUUAUCCAAGAAGCAGCUUUUCAUACAUAUACUAUACCUGCCGCGCUAGCGCCCCAAGGGUCCCCGCUGAGUAAUGUCGUCGGAGCCACAAGCGGCUUUCCUCUCCUGAAGACUAUAACCGCGGCUCCCGUCUUUUGGGAAACGCAAAGGAGACUCUCUUGGGAGGAGGACGAUAUCAACAUAGUCAAGGUUUCCCCAGAUGGUACCCGCGUGGUCACAGUUGGCAUGAGCGCAGCUGUCCAACUUUGGGAUCUGUACACCGGCGAGGUCGUCGGUGUCCCUCUAAAGGCAACGUAUCAAUAUCGAACAGUUAUCGACGCAGAUUUUUCCGCGACUCCAACUCGUACUGGUAGGCAAGUAUGGUUCUACAGAGUGCCACACGAUCUUCGCACGCAUGGACCUUACAGGACCGUGCGCUUCUCGCCAACAAAACCUUACAUCGCCGUGGCUGCCGGGAGAAUGGACGGUUAUAAUAUCACGGAGAGCUAUACUCGAAUGUACGAUCUGGCUACGGGCAAGCUUUACGACGAUUUUUUGACUUUAGACCCCCCAAGUACGUACUUUGAAUUCUCCCCAGAUGGGGAAAGAAGUGUUCAUAUUGGGAAUUUCGACGAUAAACGCGCUUCGAAAGCAUCAUAUAUCACGAUCGUCGACAUGGUCAAUCUAGAGCAACUCAUACAAAUUGAGACUGCUCCUAUCGAAAUCCCCACCAUUAGAUACUCCAGUGAUAGCACGCGUGUGGCAAUUGCAUCACGCCGUAGAGAACAGCCAUCAGCCUUGAUUCUCCUCGACGGCAAAACUGGAGAGCAAGUGACGAUGGCGGAUGUCGACGAGCCGCCUUCUCAUGCCGUAGCCUUUAUGCCUCACAGUCCGCAAAUGGUUACUAUUCCCCGAGGUACUUCAACGAUCGAGUUGUGGGACUCACGAAAUGGGAUGAAGGUUUGGUCGGUCACUAGCGACUGCGCUUACUUCCAUCGGGUCUGGGUAUCUGCGGACGGUCAACGAAUAGCUGCCAUUUCUAACGACCAGAAAAUCAAAGUGUGGGACGUUAAUACUCUCCAGGAAUUGCCGAGUCUUCUCCAGGGUUAUGUAGGAGUGGUUGGCUGGCAGGUUGUCCUCACACCAGACUGGAAUGUCCUAUUAAAUCAAAGGGGUCUCAGAGAAGUUCGAAUAUUCGAUCUUGGUGGCCAGAAAGAAGAGAGGCGGAUUGAUCUCUGGAAUGGUGCUAGUAAUCCGCCGCAACGGAGAACUCUUGUCGACACAUCCUCAGGUGACUAUAUUGGAGAUUUCAAGGUUACUCCGGAUGAAAAGGAGCUCGUAUACACUCGUAGAGACGGCUGUGCUAUCUUUAUCUCGUUAAAAUCGGAUCUCAAGCUACCAAAGGCUCUACAGGACGAGGAUCCAGAGACCUUUGGGGGUACCAUCACCUUUAAUCUCGACGGGUCUCUCAUUGCAAUUAGCAGAGGGAAAUGUACUCAGGUGUGGGAAUAUCAUAGCGGGAAAUCCUUGUGGAAAUCGACAGAACUAGACAUAGAGAACAAGUUUGCCCUCUCCGCGGAUGGAACUACCAUAGCCGUAUACCCGUCAUCCACAGUUCAAGUUUUCAAUCUUGCCGACAAUGAAGAGAUUGGAUCCAUACGAGCAAGGUCCCUUCGUCAUUUGGAUAUACAGCCAGGCGGUAAUCUCCUCGCAAUCACAGUGAUUGAGAAUUUUGUCAUGCCCGACCAUCAAUUUCUUGAGCUGUGGGAUUGGAGGAGCCGAGGUCAGAAACCUAUGGCGCAAAUCAAGAUGCCGCAUGAAUCGUGGAACCCUUGGGACCGGCCUCGUUUCUCCUCUGACGGCAAAUUCGUCGUGAUUAAAUCCCUGGUAUGGGCGAUCGAUGGAAAUGCACUCAUUCGCGUUAUUAGCGAUACUAUACCCCCAUCCCUCCGCGACUACCCCUCUUUCCUCACCCAUCGAAAAGGCUGGAUACACGCGGCCUUUCCUUACGGUCCAGUCCUACCUCUCCCUCCCAACUUUAAAGCUAUUCUGGACGACAAAUUUAGAAUGAAGGAUGUGAUAGCGAGGAAAAACGUCAUCGUCUUAGUCGACGAUUAUGACAUGCCGACCUGGAUCGAUCUCUCAGCUUUUGUAGGUAGCUUUGACUAG